Messenger RNA from Paramuricea clavata, 14555 nucleotides. NCBI's taxonomy places the organism in Eukaryota, Metazoa, Cnidaria, Anthozoa, Malacalcyonacea, Plexauridae. The record is from the annotation of a GenBank genome assembly.
GUGCACUUUGAUUUUGCCAGAAUGGCAAGCUUAUGUGAACAUUCAGGCCAGUUUAUCGCUACAUAUGUGUUUCUUUUUUGUGAUGGGAAAUAGGGUGUUGAGGGGGGGGGGAAGUUGGAGAAGGGGGAGGGGAUUAUUUAGGAGGGAGGCGUAACAGAAAGUAUACUGUAUUCAUAAUUAUUGACACCGUAAUACAUGCCGAGCAUCCUUGAUAUGGUCACAGAAUAGAGACAAACAGAAGAUCGGCUUCUUGGUUUUUACUAUAUUUUGGGCGUAACCGUAAUUCGUCAUCAAAAUGCUGAUGCCAUGGACCUAGCCAGUGUGCCUAUGAGAGGCAUUCACCCCCUGAUAAUAUUCAAAAUGGCGGGCAUCCAGGGGGGAAUGCCUCUCAUAAGCACAUCAGCAUUUUGAUGACGAAUCAUGGCAUGGCAGCGGUUACACUUGUUAGCCGAGUCGACUUUCUGUGUGUCUUUAUUCUGUGACAUGGUUGUGGCUGCUAUUAUCGUUUAUUUUUCAAUAUGAUUAUUACAUGCAUAUUUUAAACCAGAAUCUAGUCGUACCACUUACACUACAAAUUGCCAUCAAUACUAUGUGCAUAUUACUCGUAUGUCAAAGUUACCUGUGUCCAAAUUCUGGUUCGUUUUCUUAUCGUCUUCUCGCGGUAUAUCUAACACUUUAUCAAUGGACUUCUGUGCCUGACUCAACAAGCCACUGAAUGAACUAGAAUCAAGCCAAUUCAUUUUAAAAUUUACAGUUUUUUAAACCUUUAAAAAUACCCACUACCACAUUAUAUGAUUUAGCAUUCUCUAUGUUUCAAAAUUAAGUUAAUUCCAAUGAAAUCUGUCAAAUUUUACCCAUAUUUACAAACACGAAUAUUUUUGUUUAGAAAACCAUCUAUGUGGCAUUAGCUUAAAAACCAUCCUUCAAAAUGAAGUGAAUAUCAUCGGGACGUCCUCGGAAACCGAAUUAAAAACACUCAAUAUUCAAUCAAUUUUCAUAUCGAUUGUUUUUGCUUUUCUGUACGUUUUGAAGACCAAAUUAGAAAUACUCUGACUAUCAACUUCUUUUUUUUCAUUUUAUCGAUACAAAUAAAGUUUAAGUUCAGAAUAUAUUGCAUUUUUUUGGAAGUAAGCGUGAUUUGAAUUCGUAGCUAAAAAUUGAAAAAUAUCUCGAAGUGUUUCCGAAUGUCCUCUCGUCUUGUGAAGGAUCUUUUUUUUAGGCCUGAUCCCACUCGUCCCAGUCUACAGUUGGAUAUUUUCCAACGCGGUUUAGUAAUUUUGCAUUAUUUACUUUUCAGUCGGUGUUCAGAGAUCGGUGUUCAAACGAAUUGUUGUGAUGACUGAAAAGAAUGCCUACUUUACAACAUAUUUAUUCAAAUUAAUGCAAAUGCUGCUUGAUUAAACACUGUACAUAUAACACGUUUCCUGUUAUAAAGCUCAAUCAACGGAGGUGUUAUUAUAAUAUUAUUGAACGGCAUAUGAUGGCUUGUAAAAUAGGGCUACUAUUUCUCGUGAUAGCGCUGUCGUUUGGUGUAUAUUCGACAACUUCAUCUGAGUAUGACUAUUGCGUGGUCGGUGCUGGACCAGGAGGUAUAAAAGUAUCGAAAUUUUAUCUCAUAUUUAUCAAAAUUUUGACAAUUCAAGAGUGUUCUUCUUAUAGGUUUACAGAUUGCAUAUUAUCUGCAAAAGGCAAAUCGGAAUUAUAUUGUAUUCGAGCGAGGUAGUUCAGCCGGUAAGUGUCCACUAUUAUUCAAAUGGAGAACAUUAAAAUGCAGCAUUUUAGUAUCGUCAAUAAUAUUGUUCUAAUUGCUGGUAUAUUUUAUAGGCACAUUUUAUAAGAAAUAUCCACGACAUCGCAAGUUGAUUUCGAUAAAUAAGAGAUUUACGGGUAUGGAAGCAAGUAAAAAUAUAAAAUCCUCGUGUUUAAUAUGACUUCCUGAUAGUGGAACACUGGAACUCAAUAGUUAUUGAAUACUUUGUUCUAAUAAUCGUUUCGCCCUAAGAUUUCUGUCAAUUGUUUUAAAUUCCGAAGUCAAAAUUGAUAAAGUGUCAGGCACCAAUUCUUAUCUCAGCCACUCUAAAACGUUUGUACGUCAAAUGCAAAUUUACACACUUUUCAUACAGUGUUGUAGACAAACUGUACUAGCUGAUUUCCCCAUUUAUACUGCAUGGGCUCAGACAAUGACGUGUCCAUUUUGCCAAGACAAAACUCAAGCAUCCUAUACAAGUUUAGCUCAAACACACAAAGUUUAGCUCGUACACCAAAACCCUGCUGACAAAAGACAAACACGGCUCGUGUUUUAUUAUUUGUUUAUGGGAAGUUUAAGUGUGUUCGCUGUCGUCAAAUGGAACAUCUCGAUGUCUGAUUAUUAAUUUAAAGCCUAAGGAUUUACAGUAAACAACUAAUUAUUUUCACCAAUAUCGGCCUAGAUAAAUCCUAAAAUACGUUUAAAGUGGAAAAAUUAAUAUCUAUAUUGUUUUUGUAUCAAAGCAAGGAAGUUUUAUAAAUUCGCAUAUAUAAGAACGCGGAUAUUAUUUUGCCUGUUUUAAUAAGCCGCUUUUGUACUUAAUUCCUACUAAUUUCGCACAUUUGGGCUAUUUUAAUUCGCAGUCUUAUAAAUCGUAUCGUAUUUAGUAUCAAAACAUAGAUUAUUGUUUUAUUGUCAUCCUGUAUUAAAGUCCUCGUGCGUUCGUUCCGUGUAAUAAACAAUCCUGUAUAUUGAUGUAAAUUUCGAAUAAAAAACGAGAAUCUUCGAUUAAAACCUCCGCAGUUGCAUAUUCUUUUAUAAUAACCAGCCUUCUGAAUAUUAGAAUAAAGUUUAUAGGCUUAUUAUAAUACGUUUAUGUGAAUCAAUGCAGUGCUAUAUACGUGAUUAACCUGGCGACUUCCCUUUCAGCAAUAAUCUGUGACCUCCUUUUUUUUAGGGAAAACAAACAAGGAAUUUAAUCUGAGGCACGAUUGGAACUCGUUGAUAAGCGAUGACGAGACGCUGCGGAUGACUCGAUAUUCAAAGGAGUUCUUUCCUCAAGCAGAUGUUUUGGUUUGUUUUGCAAUUUAUAACUGUGUUUUAAUUCUUUCUCGCAGUAGGGGCUUCGUUGGCGUCUGAAACUUUCCGACAGUCUUUGUGUUCUAAAGUGUUCCGGAGAACGAUUUUUUGCUACUUCAUUUGUAUAAUUGCGACACGUAUAUCGAAUAUUUUACUGUAAUUAGAUAAAAACUAGCUUUUGUUUAUAUUGGCUAGCUCUAACAAUAUCAGUUCCAAACUAUUCUUCCUAGAGGUCCAAAACAAGGGGAAAGGCAGCGGAACUAGCACUCUGCUGUCGACUCUGCUCGCAUGGGCAUGCGCGGACGAAGAUUAAAAUAAUAAAAUCAUGCUCAAAAAAUGCAGUGUAAACACAUAGAUAUCAGAUAACAUAAUUCUUUAGGCUUUGUUCACCCAUGGCUAUGGUUCACCGAUCUUCUCAGUUCUGGUGCAGAACUAAUAUCAGAGUAAUAACCAUCGGUUGUCUUGCCAAGUCGCCAGUUGUCAAACUCAUUAUAGGCAAUAUUUUUUAAAGCCAAACGCAAACCUGUUUCGCAGAAUGCGAAAAAGUUGAAAUGAAGCGAAAUAUGACAUUGGCAUUCUCAGAAAAAACGUUCAACCUAGGACUCUUCUAUAUUGAUGAAGAAACGAUCUUCGAAUUUUUCUCUGCCAAGUCGUAAAAAUUCGCCUCCAAGUUACAAAUCGCGAACAUACCUUGCGCACUUGAAUUUUGUUUUUGAAGCUAGACUUUGCCUAAAGCUAUAUGUUGUUUUUUUAUCAUUUUUUCAAUGUUUUCGCACCGCACAUCUCUAGUAGAUAUUUUCAAAACCAGGGCUUUAUACCCGAGGAUACUAGAUUUAUCUACGUUAAUAUACUUACUGUAUAGUCUCCAUAUUUUGAGCGGAAUAAAGUAAAUCCGUUCCGGUACUCAAAAUAAUUGGAAUGCCUACAAAAAUUCAGGCAUAAUGCCUAACUUGUAUUCUGAUAAGUUUCUGUAGAAAAAAAACACUCUUUGGAGUUGGUUAUUAUUAGGGAAUGAAAUCUAGUUGACAAUAAAAACCAUUCAAUAUUUAUUGUUCUAUUUUUCGUUGUUCUUUGCAUGCUUAUAAUCUUUUCUUUGUUUAGAGCGUUUACAAAAGUCAAAAUUGCAUCAACAGCUUAAUUAGGCCAGCCAACGUACGCGCUUGUUCUUAAUAGUAGAAAAUUAAACAAGCGCAAUUUGUUUGCGCGUGGAAUAUGUUAGUUUGGACUUUAUUUGAACAGGUGAAAAAGCUUAAUAAUAAGUUCGAGCAUAAAAAUAGAAAUUGUUCUCUUUGUCUUAAUUAAAACAGAUUAAAAUGAGAUACACUGUGUUGCCUGACUACCAUAUAAUCGCGAUAAAACGUUCAUGCAUUAUAACUGUACUAAAUUCACUCAAUUUUGUUGAACCACUUCUGAGAUAUCCAAGCCCGUAGCUGGCCCUCAAUUUCUGGGGGGGCACUGCAGAAAAAAUGUAACAGAGGGUUUGAGAUAAGAAAUUUUUUUUCCGGAAUUUAUUGUGGCAACCUCCCCCCCCCCCGUCGCCAAAAAAAUUUCGGUCAGUGUACCAUUUUAGGGGUCAAAAAAUUUGUUCCGGAGCAAAUUUUUCCGAAACCUAACAAAAAUUUUCCUAACAUCACAAAAUUAACCACAAAAUUUACAGAAUUUGUCCCAUGAUUGCAAUUGGUUUCCAGGCCCUUUAUCUCAAUUUUUCAUACCAAAUUUCGGAGUGGGGGGGGGGGGGCACUGGGGGGCACUGCCCCACCAAGUGAGGGGGCAAUGCCCCCCAGGCCACCCCUCAGCUACGGGCCUGGAGAUAUCAGGCCUUCUUUUGGUUGCCAUAUCAGCAACAACCCAUGGGGGCUUCGGUGACGCAGGCAUCAGAACAAGCGCCUUUCACCUCUAAGAUCGUGGGUUCGAUUCUCGCUACGGACUCAUGUGAAGAGUGAGUCAACGCUCUGCCGAAAGUCGUGGGUUUUCUCCGGGUACUCUGGUUUCCUCCCACAGGGAAAGUUGACAGGGUGGGUUAGGAUAAACACAGUUAAGAAAGUAAUAUCACAAUUGUUGUAAAGAUUAAUAGUGUAAAGCACAUUUGAUCGAAUUCACAGUCCACCACAGACGUUCUGUUUCUAUGACUAUGAUAUUAAUCCUAUGUAGCGAAAGAAUGAAAAAUUCAUGCCAGUUAAAAAAAUAUUUCUGUUUUUCAUCACUUUUUAAAAAAAAAAUGAGGCGAGUGUUUUUUUAUUUUUUAGUAGCAUAUGUACCCUAUUUGCUUUUAAAAAACAGGUUAACGUUUCCAUGUCAUAGACUUUGUUUGUGCAAAAAAUAGCCACCAAGACCUAUAUAGCGCGUUGGUAGUUGAAAAAUCACGGUCAAAGUUUGCCCGAGAAGUUACGAGGCCAUACUGUACUGUCCUAGCACAAUCUUGCAACAAAAACAUGCGUAGUUAGCGAUUAUUAAAAAAAUAGAUUUCCGGGCGGCGAAUUUUUUACGAACCGACUUAUUAUAACUCUUAUUUUGCUAAUUGGCCUGACAUAUUUGAAGGAUAACUUCCAGAUUUAUUUACCUUGAGCCUUUACCUUGACUAUAACCUUAGCAUUUCUCUUUUCAAUGCGAUCAUAAUAAAAUACUCUGAAAUUUCUUUGUACUUUAAAAUAUUUGCAUAUAUAUAAUAGAGGUGUGCGUCGGAUCGGAUUGACCUCUCUCAAUCCGAUGGUUUGUCUAAGUUCUCAAUCCGAAUCCGAUCCGAUCCGAAGAUGAAAAAAGUAAUCCGAUCCGAUCCGAAACAAUGUUUAUAAAAUCCGGUCCGAUGCUAAAAUUCGUAAUCCGAUCCGAUUCGAACUUAAGUUGUGUACGCUGUACAGCGUGCGUUAAUUAUUAUGAACGUAUUUUUUCAUGAUCAUAAACGAUAUAUUGGAAAUAAUGAAUUUCUAGCAAAAAUAAGCAGAUACGAAUCCGAUAAAAAUUGCAGGGCGAUAUCACAUAAUUAUGCCUUAUAGCGUUCACAUUUACAGUACACAGUAACAGCAGUUUAUAUUUUAUUAGAAUUAGCAUAGAAAAAAAAACCAACUAGUCAAAAAUGUUUUAUUCAGUAUAAUAAAUCAUGGGCUUGAGAUAGGUUUACAUUUUAAAACAUCUUAAAGUUUAUUACUAAUAAACCUCAUUGUCAGGCUUCAUGAUACAUAAACCUAACAAACCAAACAAAAAAACACAACAUUCCUAAAUUUCCUAUAUAUCCAAUCCCGUACGUAACUGAGAAAUAUACGUCCAAAAUCCAAAUAACUCAAAAUUCUUUUUAGAAAUAUAUGUCACAAGAACUCAAAACACUUUUAUACCAGGUGUUCAAAAAAAAAAACUGGACACUGUUUGAUUUCAUACAACGUAAAAUCAUACGUAAAAUCAUACGCAUUUUCAUAAUUUACAAUUUCUCAAUUUGUAAAAAUAUUCGAAUAAUUCGACGUGAUACAAGAAAAAUCAAAUCCGAACCGAUCCGACAAAAAACCUGCAAAAUCCGAUCCGAUCCGACAGAAACAAAACGAAAUCCGAUCCGAUCCAAUCCGAGUAAUUUACUGUCCGAAUCCGAUCCGAAUCCGAUCGGAUCGGAUUGGAUUCGGAUCGGAUUCGGAUCGGAUUCGCACACCUCUAAUAUAUAACCAACCAACUACAGAUUUGUAAUAAUAUUUGCUUACGUAUUUUCCCCUAGGUUCAAUACUUAAAUGACUUCGCCACCAAACUCAACCUGAGUACAUCGUACAACACAAAUAUUCUAAAUGUGUCAAAGGACGCAUUUAAUGAUGUUUUCAUCCUCAAAGAUCAGAACUCUAAAACGUACAAAUGUGCUGAUUUGAUUAUGAGGUGAGAUGGGUUUAUGCCACAGAAUAAAGAUCAGUAACAGAAGGGCCACUCAGCGGUGGGUGCAACGUGACCUCGUUUUUUUAUGCAAAAAUAUGCAGUUUAGUGGCCAGAGCCCAGAAGGCGGAGCAGCCAGCCAGUACAGCGUGUUUAUUGGCCAGAAAAUGUCAUUGACUGACUAGGAAAAUGGCGGCCAACAUGCGUAAUGCGACAUGCGCAAGGACAGAAACUUCAAAGCUUCCGGCGUAUUAAAGUGGCCCUUCUGUAGGGAUCUUUAUUCUAUGGUUUAUGCUUUACAUCAAAACCAGGUUAUUCAAUGAAGAAGGUUGCAUGUCCUUUCAUAUUGCAAAACCUCUGCCUCUAUGCGCGAAAAGCACAAUAGACGUGCAUUUGUAUGUAGAUUGGAGGCAUGGACGCUUUGCAAAAUGCUACGAACAGAUAGACCACUUUCAUUAAAACAGCCUUCUGCUUUAAUGAAAGUGGUCUAUCUGUUCGUAGCAUUUUGCAUUUAAAUGUUUUCAUAUGCAACAUAAGUUUCUGUGAUCACAAUUUGAAUUUUUGAAGGAUUUGUAAGAAGGUUUUGAGGGAACUGACUCAUUGUUUAACACUGAAUUAGUUUCCUCAAACAUUUCUUACGAAUCCUUCAAAACAUAAAAUUUACCCAUGCAAAAUUCCUACUGUGAUCACAGAAACUUUGACAGUGUAAACCACUAGGCUUUAACAGGCCUUCUUCGCCGCGUUCAGGUUUAAAAAUUGUAUGUCCUGCACAGAAUAUUCAGGUUAAUUAAACAGAAAGCGUAGUUAAACAGAAAAUGAGCAUCAAUGUCUGUAUGUUUUUGUUCAUGUUGUUUGUUAUAUGUUUAUGUACUAUGUUUUAGCACGGGAAUGUCGACAGAAGUAAUGCCUACGUUCAAAGGAGCUGAAUUUGUCGAGGUGCUUUUUAUUUAAAUUAUGAUAUGAUUGACAUUGAAUCACAGUUUCGUAUACAGCCAUUUCAAUUUAGGUUGUCCCCGAGCAAAGCGGAAAAGCCGAAUACGAGCGCGAAAGACUGCUGGGAAUCCCUAAAAAAUCCGCUUUCCUGAGGGACAACCUUAAUUGAAAUAGCUGUAUACGAACCAUUGCAUACCUUGGAUAGUUAUUUUACUUCAACGUCGGGGAAUGUUUUCUCUAUUUCAGACAUACGGAAGUAUGUCUUUGGACCAAGAGGACUAUGAGGGGCAGAGCGUUCUUAUUCUUGGAAGAGGUACAGUUUUGCUCGUCCUGCACCCGUGUUGUACACAACUAUCCUUUGGUGAUGGUAGUGGUGGAUGAUGGUGAUGAUGAUGAUGGUGGUUAUGAAACAGAUGGUGGUGAUUAUGAUGAUGGUUGUGGUGAUGAUGGUUAUGAUGAUGGUGAUUGUGGUUGUGAUGAUGAUAGUGAUGAUGGUGAUUAUGAUGAUGGUACCGGUGGCGGUGAUUGUGAUAAUGAUGGUGGCGAUUAUAAUAAUGAUGGUGAUAGUGGUGAUGGUGGUGAUAUUGUUGAUACUAUUCUCGUUGUUUAAAUAAAAUUAUUUUUCACAGGUAACUCGGCUUUCGAAACAGCUGAUCACAUUAUCACAUCAACAAAUCUUAUUCACUUGGUUGGAAGAUCACGAGUACGGUUGGCAUGGGCAACGCAUUACGUUGGUGAUUUGAGGUAAACUACAGCACAUUCUAUAUAUCUCUCAUUAUCAUGUGUGGUUCCUAAUUUCAUUAUUAUCUUUAACCUACAGAGCAAUAAACAAUGGUCUUUUGGACACUUAUCAACUCAAAUCUUUAGAUGGCUUACUGGGUAAGAAAGAGACGCUCGGAAUUUGUUAGUGCCUCUCAACUUACUUAUAGUUUCCAAAUAUUUUCUACAGAGGCAUCGAUCAACACACAAAUGACUCUCGUCAAACACGAUGAUAAAUAUUAUGUUGAUGUUUAUGGAGGAACUGGCCGAAUGAUAAACAAUACUGGAGUAGGGCGUGAGUUAAUGUUGAUACAUGAUUGUAGGUUUUAUUGUUGUGGAGGGAGACGAUGCUUGAAAACCUCCACAUGGUUUUGAUCUGUAGCUCCAUAAUUUUAAAGCACAUAUUUUGACAUUUGAUUUUGGAGCUAGGCCCUUAGACUAUGGAGGUUGCUGGUUGCCCCAUGGUUUCCAACCAUAUGUUAAUUACACUAAAAAUUUAGAAAGUGCAUGCAGUAUCAGGGCUGCAAAUAUAUAUUUGACUUGACAGGACAUUUGUCCCAUCACUUUUAAUUUUGGUCGGACAUAACCUGAAUUUGGUCGGACAAAAACCAACAUCACUAAAUUUGGUCGGACAUAUAUAUGUGACAAAAUAUAUAUAAGUCACGAGACAAGUAUGUAUGCCAUUCUGGCGCAACGUUAAUUAAGUAAAAUUAAAUGCUAGAACGCCUCGUAAAUUUUAUUGCAAAAUGCAAAUUGAGUGAAUUUGCAAUCGGAUUUUGUCACAGCAAAAAUAUGUAUAAUGUGACAAUUUAUUUUGUGAUCGGACCAAUGUCCGAUCAAAAUCACUUUUGCUGGGACAUUUGCCAAAUUUAGUCGGACAUUGUCCGAUGUCCGACAGUAAUUUGCAGCCCUGAGUAUACACACACACACACACAUGCAAUGUACUUCACUCACCGCGCAUUUUUGGCACUGAGUUAUCAUUUGUGAAAACUAACUUAAAGAUGAUAUUUUAUUUUAGCUGAUAACUUUGCCAUCCGUGAUCCAUACGAUAGAAUUCUUUCAUGUCUGGGUUUUAAGGUUGGUUCAAGUUGGUCCAUUGCUACUACGAGAGAAAACCCGCUAUUAGUUCAAUUUAAUGUCAUCUAUUAUCUAGUUUGAUUUCUCGAUCUUUGAGGAAAGUGCCCAGCCAGGACCUUGUGAAGGAAAGAAAAAAAAAUUCCCUUCAAUUAAAGGCAAUUUUGAGAGCACGCGAGUUCCGCGAAUGUGGUUUGGUGAGUUGGUUAUAGAACAAUAUAUUUUUAGACUAGUGCAAAGUUUGCAACUACUGUAACUAGAGCAAAAAUUCAAACGAGUAACUCAUAUAGAUAGAUAGUGUACACAAUCCGGGGGGAGCUUGCAACUGAUGUUCUUUUUGUAUAUUUUAGCCCUGUUAUCGUUAACUUUAUUUACUCCUUUGUAUUUUGAUGUAGCUGGUGUCGUAUCGCAUUCUCUGGAUUGGCGUAAGUCAGCUGGCGGAUUUAUUCAUGGUUAUAGAUACACAGGUAUGUAUUUAUACUGGAUAGCUCUAGCAGUUCUAAACUGUUCUCUUUAGAGGUCCAGUAAGGACUGUCUCUUAUAUUGGUAAUUAUCGCAACAGGACGACACCGGAGUAACUCGUCUUGGUAGAGUCAAAGUGAAAGCACUCUUCUCCAUAAAUAUCUUUACAUACACUAGAUAGCGCAUCUCUUUUAGUAAAAUUGAAGCCAAGAAUAUUCCAGCGGUUACCCCCAUUUGAAUAGAUGGCGGCCAUGUUGGAGUUUCCCAAAAACAACAAUAACUUUCAUCAUUUGAAUAGUUUGAAAAUGUGUUUGGAAUAGGUUUAACUUAAUGUUUAAGUUCCCUGUUUAAGAAAUAGAAAACAUGCGAGUCUUCUCAUUUCAUGGGAAUAUCCUGAGUUUGCAAUCGCGGCUUCAAUUUUUGAAUUGCAGAAUAAUUAGAUGCACUAUCUAGUAUAUAUAAGAUAUCUAUGCUCUUCUCUCAUACAGCUGAGAUGAAAUUAUAAUCAGAUAGUUGCAUACUGCAGGCAUAGAAUGGCAUCCAUGAUCACAAAGAUGAAAUGCAUAUUUCAAUAUCUACUUACAAUGUUUUUUGUUUAGCCAGAGCACUACAUCGCAUUUUGGAGUGGAAAAAUCAUGGGGUGAAGUGGUUCCAUCACGAAAUACGUACUCUUGAUGUUUUGAACAUGAUUGUGAAGAGAAUUAACGAAGCCUCGGUUAGUUUUGGCAAAAUCUCUCGAAUAUUUAUCUGUUCUUAUGUGGUUCAGCCUGAAUUAUACCCGGGCGCUAUAUAGAGAUCUGCGACAGUUAUAGAAGAGUAUGUGUUUGUUAUUCAUGAUUUUGUUUAAUCUGUUCAGGCUCCGUAUCAAAUGUUUGGUGUUGUCGUCGAUGUUGUUAUUUAUCGUAAGUAGAACUGUGCUCAUUUCUAUUUCAUUUGUUAUUUCUGGACAUGGUUGAUAAUUACAUCAUAUUUUUUAUUUUUUAGAGCCAGGUGGAAAAGCUUUUUAUGUCGAAGAAUUCCCUCUUCAGUUAGUUCCUCAACUCCAACGUAAGUCAGGAUUCAGUACGCUAGAGAGUAUUUAAACAUGCCGUUGUUACUCUAACUGUUGUUGUUGAUGUUGAUGAUGUUGGUGAUGUUGUUGUUGGUGGUGUUGGUGGUGUUUGUUACUGUUACUGUUGUUGUUGAUGUUACUGUUGUUGUUGAUGUUGGUGAUGUUGUUGUUGGUGGUGUGUUGGUGUUUGUUGCAGUUGACGUUGUUGUUGUUGUUGUUGUUGUUCCGUUGUGUUCCGUUGUGUUGUGUUGUUUUGCUGUUGGUGUUGGUGUUUGUGUUGUUGGUGUUUGUGUUGUUGUUGGUGGUGUUGUUGUUGUCAUCGUUGUUGUUAUUGUCGUUAGGUUAUGAUGUGUUGUAUUGUGGUAUUGUUGUUCAUGGAUAUUAUUUAUAUUUUAAAUUUUUACUAUAUUUUUAUUUCAAGGUUAUACUGGAUUGCCUGAAGGACCAAUUCUCGUUAUUAACCUUGAAUAUGGCAAAGGCUUCUCCGGUGCCGGGUAAAUAUGUGUUGUUUUGUAACCUCCGCGAGAUUUGUCCGCAUGUGCAUCUUAACAACUAGAAAACAACCAGAACUAAAUUUGUUUUUUUCACCUCGUAUAGAAAGGAUCCGUUCCGUGAGGACCGAGCCACAGGUGACCCAGCUGACGCUCAUAAUUCAAACUUUCUCCAUCCGGUCAUAUAUUUUUUCCGCACUCCACCAACAGAGUUAAUUGGCGGCUCAAAACUUCCUAAACCAGAUCGCAUUCAUCAUAUUGUGGAAGACUUUUUAACUAACUGGUGAGUUUUGACAGUACCAUAAACCAACAAGGAAUUUACUGUAGGAAACUGUAAUUUAUUACCAUUUUACCUCCGACGCAUCUGCGAAUAGUUCUUUCAAUUUGUCUCCAAGUAUUCCGGUUUCCUUCUGUGGUAACACCAGACGAAAAAGGAAUAGCCCUUUACUGGACUUCUAGGGAGAACAAUGUAGAACUGAUGGAGCUAUCCAGUAUAAAUAAAGUUUAGUGUAUGUUUCCUCCUGUAGUAACACUGGAUCAAUAAGAGAUGAUCCUUACUGCACUUCUAGGGAGAACAGAUUAGAACUGAUGGAGCUAUCCAGUAUAGAUAAAGUUAGUUUAGUUUAGGUUUCCUUCUGUAGUAACACUGGAUCAAUAAGAGAUGAUCCUUACUGGACCUCUAGGAAGAAUAGUUUAGAACUGAUAGAGCUAUCCAGUAUAAAUAAAGUUAGUUUAGUUUAGGUCCCCUCCUGUAGUAACACUGGAUUAAUAAGAGAUGAUCCUUACUGGACCUCUAGGAAGAACAGUUUAGAACUGAUAGAGCUAUCCAGUAAAGUUAGUUUAGUGUAUGUUUCUCCUAUAGUAAUACCGGAUCAAUAACUGGACUUCAAGAUAUAGUACUGCAUAAGACUGGUAGAGCUGUCUAGUAUAAAUAAAGUUAUAAUACUUUUUGUUUGUGGAAACACCAGUACACCACGUCAAUUUAUUAUUGCAGUAAUAAAUUGACGUGGUGUUUCCACAAACAAAAAAUACUAUUGAUAUGUUUUAUCGCCAUGAACUAAUUAAAUAAAGUUAGUUGAAUUUUUCCAUUUUCUAUUUAGGAUGGCCCCAAAUUCACACAUAAUUCCAUUGAGACGUUUCCUGGAAAAUGUCACUGAGAAAGACUUGAGAAAUUUCUUUGCCCAAAGUUGCUUCAAGGUAAGUCCAUGGUUGUCAGUCCUGGAUGAGUGAUAUCAGUUCUUGUGUGUGAUGAUUAAGGUGUGACUAACCCCAAAUAUGAUUUUUGGUAUGGGUAAUAUUUGGGUCAUUCGAAGAAGAAAUGUAAUAUAUAUCAUUAUAAUAAAAAAUUCCGUCUUAAUCAACUUUUUCACUGUCAAAGUUUCCGGAUAUGAUGUCAUUAGGUGAACUGCAAAUUAGUUUUUCUUUGUCUUCUGUACCAAAAAUUCACCCAAUGACAUCAAAUCCGGAAACUUUGAUGUUUUUUACUAUAAAGAUAUAUUAUAUUUCUUCUUAGAAUAACCCAAAUAUUACACAUACCCAAAAUCAUAUUUGGGGUUAGUCACACUUUAAGGUUUUUUAAUCCACUUCUCUCUCUUCUAAACAGCUCGCAAUGACUCAUUCCACUUUACCAUUGGCAUGUCAGGACCAAUACCUCAAAGGUAAGAUGACCUGGCUGGUAAAUUGACAUUUGUAGAUUAUCCAAGAAAACAUUUAUCAAUACAAUUUUUUUCUUGCUGUUGUAGGAUCAGGAUUACCUGGCGUGCAAAAUCUGAUCGCUUUCGCUCAAUCCAAAGAAUUGCUUACGUAACUUCAUUGCCAACGAAGUCUCUUGAGUUUAAUAGACCUUUCCCCUUAUGAGUGAAAUUUUGAUCUAGACAAGUCUGGACAAAAAUUAGUAAUAUUCCAAAGUUUCGUUGCGAAAUGUUAUAAAAUGCGGAUAAUAUAGCCUUGCGAAGUUUGCCGUUUUUCAGUCAUUUUCGUGAUGCUCUUUCAAGCUGGGAUGAAAUUGUUGUCCAGGCUUGUCUAGAUCAAAAUUUCACUUACAAGGGGAAAGGUCUAUUCACUCGGACAGGAUUUUUGGAGAAUAUUUAUUUUGAACAACUGAUAUGUGUAGUCUAAUUACUCUAAUAAUGCCUUUCCUAUUGUUCAUACAUGACACAUACAAUACUGGUAUACUGAUCUCGAACAUUUACUAGAUAGAGCUCCAUUGGUGCACAAUCCAGACUAUCCAGUAAUAUUUUUUGAGGUCAGUAACACUAUUACACACCGCAAAAAUACAGCAAACACCAUCACAUAGGUGUAGGGAGCAUAAAAAGAUUGAGGGGAGGGGGUCAUACCAUAUUUCAUGCUUAAUAUAAUACAUUUGCCCAAAUUUGGAAUUGCAAAGUACAAUCAAGUUUUUGAUGGGAAUUUUUUUAAAAAAGCGAACAGCGCACCUUCGAUGUUAAUGUAUAGUAUUUACAUCCGCAUUAGCUGCACAAAAAAGGCACUUUUCAGCACAAAAUGGACAAUUUUGGUCCUUUGGAAAAAAUGGGGGCACGUGCCCCUGUGCCUCCCGCCCUGUUCCUACGCCCUGCACCAUCAAUUAUAUUUACCGCAUCAUGGGGUUGUUGCAUUGCGAGUAGAAUGAUCGUAAAUACACGUGCAUGUUUGGUGUUUAUUGAGCAUUUUCAUGGUCAAGAAGAUUGUAGUAUAGAAUUCUAUUUUAGUUAAGUUAUAGACAAAUUGUACAUAGAAACCUACGGUUUAACCACAGUAAUUUCUCAUGGGACUGCAUCCCCAAGGCUGGUUCUAUACAGAACUAAUCGAUUUAGUUGUAUUUAUAUAUUAAAUAGUUCGGAGAGAAAGAAAAUAAACCAAAAUCUGCCGUGCGAAAUGUGAGUCGAGUUUCAUUUCG